Echinostoma caproni is the source of this 2037-nucleotide messenger RNA. NCBI's taxonomy places the organism in Eukaryota, Metazoa, Platyhelminthes, Trematoda, Plagiorchiida, Echinostomatidae. The record is from the annotation of a GenBank genome assembly.
AUCCCCGGACAGUCGGUAUCGCGCGUGCUCUCUAGUUUACAAGAUGCUACCCACACGUCUUUCAACAGCAGCAUGAAUUCUGAUGCAUGCACGGCGUUCCUGCUGAAUCGUUUUGGCGGUACCGGUGACACGGGCUAUUCAAUCGAUGGUUCAAACGCUUCUGAUGGUCACUCUCCUUUGUCUGGCACUUCUAAUACAAAUCCAUUAGAUCGGUUGCUUUCCAUUCCUCCCCAUUCGUUCAGCUCGCUUCUCCCAUCCUCCCUGCCCUCAGCUGCACAAUCAGCUUUUCAGUCUCAUACAGUGGCCAAUGCGAGCCUGAAUCAACCUCCCGUGGAUUCUGCUAGUUCUUUGGGUCGGGAUAUGCCUGGUCUCGGAACGGAGGAUAAACUGAAUUCCCUAAAUCCACUUCGCUCUGCUUUUGCCACAUCGCAUUAUUACUCGAACCAACAACUGGAAAAUACCCGACAACUGCAGUCUUCGGGCAGUUUAAAAACCGCAGCUUGGAUUCUAGUUCCUCCCGUGCCAGAAACUACCGCGGCCCACAUGCGAACCGGUCGAGUACAUGAGCUGAAGUCACGUGCUUGCAGUGAUCGCGUGUUCAACCCGUCCUAUAUGGACCGUGAGUUGAAACAGGUCCUUCACAACAAAAUUCAAGCUUGCCUUUUCACAAUCGACGAAACCAUUGCCGAAACUUGGUCCCCGCGUUUCAAUCGUCCCAUGCUCCUUCGCAGAGUUGUGUUACCUGAAACACAGGAGGCUGCUUUGUCUCCAGAUGCAUACUACUUGGCCAAGCAGCUAGCCGAUCUGGACCAUCCGGGUAUCGUUGGUUUUCGCGACAUCUUCUUUACCAAUGCAUUUGACGAUAAUUCUGCGGUCGUUGUAUACGAGUUUAUUCCGUGUUCGUCGACGCUUCAACAGACCCAUAUGAGUGAUCCGAUGAAAUUGACCAGUUUUAGUUCACCCUUCAAUGUGAGUCGUACCGUGCGACCACACAGUUCACUCAAAAGCGCUCCGUCAGACCUCGGCAUGCUUCCGGAAACCACAGUGUGGUCUUAUCUGGUGCAGUUGACUCAUGCCUUACGAUUUAUUCACCAACAAGUGCAUCGAGCGUGUGGCAUUCUCGAUCCGACCAAAGUUCUCAUCCAAGACGGGACUAGACUUCGAAUCAAUUGCUUCGGGUUGAAGGACAUUCUGUUUCACGGCGCUCAAGAUCCAAAUGUAGCAGAGGAUCAGGCUGCGGACUUUGUUCAGUUGGGAAAACUCAUUCUCGGUGUAGCUUGUGGAACAGCUGAGGCAAUACAGACCAGCCAACGUGCCACAUCAUUCAACCUGCUUCAGCGAACUUAUCGACCUGAACUGGUUACUCUAAUUCGCAGUCUUAUCUCUGGGCAGAUAACUGGUGUGGAUCAGUUGACCAGAGCAACCGCUCCGUUUGCUUACGACCAGCUGACUCGUGUGACAGAUCAUUCCGAUUUCCUCGAGCGUCAAUUGUUUCUGGGAAUGGAAUGUGACCGCCUGUUUCGUUUGGUGACGAAAUUAUUGUCGAUAGUUGAACGGACGGAUUUCUCUUUUUUCGUUCAUUCACCUAACAAUCUAUCCAUUGUCAGUCGCAGUUCCGCCAGUCCGGACUGGUCGGAAACCGGUGACCGGUACAUGCUGAAAUUGUUCCGAGAUUUCUUGUUUCACCAAACCGAUCAACUUGGCGCACCCUACUUGGAUCUGGCUCAUGUGAUAAGCGCCCUGAAUAAGGUUGAAGCCGGGUCCACAGAACGUCUGUGUUUGGUCAGCCGUGAUAGUCAGAACGUGAUCAUAGUAACCUAUGCGGAAGUGAAGCAUUGGCUAGAUUCCAGUUUUAAUCAUUUGGUUGAACGACAUCGUCAGAGCCGAUGUGAUUUGCAGAUAGCUCAACAACGGGACGCAAGGCAACAACAACAACAGCAGCAGCAGCAGCAACAAGCUGCGAGUAACAACCCCGAACAAACCGAUCCUGGGGUAUCCGAUCGUAGAAUUGAUGGCGAUCCAACAAAUGAACAAUGA